Messenger RNA from Striga asiatica, 816 nucleotides. The record is from the annotation of a GenBank genome assembly. NCBI's taxonomy places the organism in Eukaryota, Viridiplantae, Streptophyta, Magnoliopsida, Lamiales, Orobanchaceae.
AUGGAUAUUGUUUUUUCGGUCGUGUGCAUGUGUUUAGAAGAUCUUCGUACAUGUACGGAUACAGAGUUAUUGUCUGAAGGUGGAAAAAUUAGAAAUGAGAGGAAGAUGAAGGCAGAAAAUUGUAGAAAAAGAGAGAUUAAAAACUCGAGCAAAGCCAGUAAUGGCGCCAUAGCUUCUGUACCUGAAGCCCAAACAGCCGAGCAAGCCCUGCCUGUAGGGCAAAUACGUCUUUUUCCUCAUCUCCUCCGCCUGCGCCCUUUUUGCGGCGUAGUGCGCCUCGUGCGCCGACAGCCCCUUCCUUUUACCCGCCCCAUCUUUUUCACCACUAAAUUUACCCUCUUUACCGUCACUUUACCCUGCGACGUCGUUUUCUUCUUGUUAUCCUUGAUGGGCGAGAAGGACAGUGAAACCCUGAACUUACUAUUUUGCCCCUCGCUCUUGCUCCUGUACAGAAACUCCUUGAGGAGGACCCACCGCCGCGACGAGGAUCGAGAUCCAGGCGGCAGAGGCAGCGGCGGCGCUCCGUCGCCGUCGGGGAUAGGCUCCCCGUCGUCGUUCGCCGUGCGUGGGGGCGACAUGGAUCUGGUCCUCCGGUGGAGGGAUCCGGCGCGUGGCUUCGCCUCACGGCCGCGGACGGAAGUCCCGCGCUCGUCCGCCACGUCGGAUUCGGCCAGGGGAGAGAGAGUCUGGGGCGGCCGCCGGAGGUGGGCGGAGAGACUGAUCGGGCGGAUCUGGCCGUUGCAGAAGAGCUCUUCGGCGGAGGUCAUGUGCUCCGUGGCGGGGAAGCCGAACUCGAACGGCGCGUCGGCAUAUUAA